CUCCUCCCGCGUCCCAACUAUUUAGACAAUGUAACACUUUUUUUGAGGCUACACAUAUAUUAUAAAAAAGUGAGAUUUAAAUGAUAAUAUUAUUGUUUUCCAAAGAAACCAAAACUUUUGGCAUUCAAGGUUGUAAUGGAGGCACAUAUAGCCUGUUCCAAUCUCUCUGUGCGUAACGAUAGAUGGUGUUGCUGCAUUGCAUUUAUUACUUAUAAUUUUACAUUUCUCGAGUCCUUCCCUCCAUGCUCCACCCUAUGGAACAGCAUGUUCUUCCUUUUCAACACCAAAUUUGAAAUACUUCCAUGAUUUUACCUGGCGCAACCACGGGCGCAGCUGGUGCAUCUGCUUACCUACACGAUCUUGGGUGCAGCUACGUGUGGGGGAAAACCAAAACCAAGAGCGCAAUAGUGGGUGUGUUUCGUAUCACUUUUAUCUUUUCUUCCAGGAAGUAGGCAUAUUUUCUUUUUUAUUUACGCGGAUUAACGUCCUAAACCAUCUUAAAAAGCACAACAAAUGGUUUAAAAAGUUAAUCUAAAAGUUGCCAUGGCGGAUGCUUUAGACCGCUCCACGAAGAUUAGCCUGUUGAGGGAACCCAUUUUGAAGAAACUUUGCGAAGUGUUGGACAAAUCUGAUAAUAACAGAGGAUGGCGAAAACUUGGAGAGAUUGUUGGCAAUGACAGGCGGUUUAAAGUCAGCUCAGAUGAAAUGGAGAUGUGCUCUCUGAAGGUGUUGCAGGUAGAGGGUAGUCCUAGCCACAUGCUGCUGAGGCUUCUGGGAGAGAGAGGAUGUACUGUUGCUCACCUGAACGAGUACCUUCAAACCCUGGGCAACACUCAGGCUUUGGACUGCCUCAAACCUCCAGCUGUACAGAUUCUCAUUCAGCCCCAGUCAGUGGCUCUUGUGUCUGGGCACAAUCUGCGUCUCAGCUGUCAGGCUGUAGCCAAUGGUCCUGUGGAGUAUCAGUGGUUUAAAUCAAAAGAUGAGGUCCCCAGCGGCUCAUCUCCUGACCUGAUCAUUAGUCCUGUUCAAAUAGAAGAUGCAGGAUUUUACAUUUGCAGAGCCAACAGUGGAGAGGCUUUUGAGUUUAGCCAGUGGGCACAAGUGGACGUCUUGAAUUUUGCAUCAGUUUACAGGCAUAGUUUGAGUUCUGUGGAGGGCAGGACCAAAGUGGUGAUCCAGCCUCAGCCACAGCAGCUACACAUUGGAGAAACUUUACAACUUGAAUGUGGUGCAGUGGGAAGACCGAUCCCUCACUAUCAGUGGUAUAGAAACAGAAUGCCAAUCCCCAAUGCCAAUAAAAGAAAACUUGUGAUUUCUCACGCCACACCAGAGCACCAUGGCAAAUACAUCUGUGAGAUAACCAGUGGCAAAGAAUCAUUGUGGACCUCUGAAGCUGAUGUAGUCAUUUCACCCAGGAUAUCAGUCCAGAUUUCAGCAAUGGAGUGCUCUGAAGAUGACAUGUUUGCAAUCGAAGCAGGUUCCAGUGGAUUGUUUCUAAAUACUGUCCCUGAACAGCUGUAUGCGACUGACAAAGUGGCACUGCUGAUUGGAAACCUUUCCUAUCAGAAUCACCCGCAGCUCAAGGCUCCCAUGGUGGAUGUGUAUGACCUUACAAACCUUCUCCGGCAGCUCAACUUUAAGGUGGUUUCUCUUUUGGACCUCACCGAGUCCGAAAUGAGAAACGCUGUGGAUGAGUUCCUGCUUCUGCUUCAUAAGGGGGUCUAUGGUCUGCUGUACUAUGCUGGUCAUGGUUAUGAGAACUAUGGCAACAGCUUCAUGGUUCCCGUUGAUGCACCUAACCCCUACCAUUCAGCAAACUGCCUCUGUGUGCAAAGUAUUCUGAAACUGAUGCAGGAGAAAGAGACUGGCCUGAAUGUGUUUCUGUUGGACAUGUGCAGGAAGAGGAAUUUUCACGAUGACAGCACUCCAAACAUAGUACUGAGAGUCACAGCUAACAUUGUGUUUGGAUAUGCCACUUGUCAGGAUGCAGAGGCAUUUGAGUUGAGCUCAGCUGGACUGAUCAAUGGAGUGUUUGUGAAGUUCUUAAAGAAGCGGCUUCUUGAUGAUGAGAAGAUCACUGUGGUGUUGGACCGAGUUGCUGAAGAUAUGGGUCAGUUUGAUGCCACAAAGGGGAAGCAGGCUCUGGAGAUCCGCAGUAGUUUGUCUGAGAGGAGGGCCCUGACUGACCCCAUCCUGCCUGAGGAGAGGGCAGAUCUCCAUCACCACAGCCAACACUGGGCCAAAGCUCACGAGCUUCCUGAGAGCAUGUGUCUGGAUUUUGACUGUGGAGCUCAGAUUAAGUUAGGUUUUGCAGCAGAAUUUUCCAAUGUACUUGUUAUUUACACUCACAUUGUCAAGAAACCAGAAGACAUGUCUUUCUGCCAGGCCCACGUCACAGAUUUUUCAAUAGACCUCGAUGUGGAUCCUAAAGAAAUGAACCGAGAGACCCCAGAGGAAACGGGCAUCUACCUCCUGUCUAGCAGUCUUCCUCAGCAUUGUCUGUACACAAGGAUCAGCUCCCUGCAGAAGCUUAAGGAGGAGCUAGUGUUUACAGUGUGUCUUCAGGGUGCCUUUAACACAAUGGAGGAUGACCCUGUCUACUGGACCAAGAGUGUCAACAUUGGCAAACCUCUCAUCGCACGGCUGGAUCUACACAGGGCCAUGCGCAGAAACAGCUGCCUCCAGACAUGCCCAAUGCCCCAUAGCCCCUCAGUGAGCCCCUGCCACAGCCCCGGGCCAGACCACCAUGCCCAUCUACACUGCAGCCCCCACCAGGUCCUAGACUACAACCGCCUGUCCCCCCUGCUCCACUACCAGGACGGAUAUGAGCGAGUGCAGGGGGCGUGUGCACUCAGCGGAGGAGGGGUAGAGUCCUAUUAUGAAAACAUGAGCUUGCCCUGCCUUGAGCCAAGUAAUGACUUCAGGUUCUCCAGCUCUCCAGGUAGAGCCAGUAUUCCCAUAGAAGCAACUGACGACAUCAACGAACUGCAAACUGUCUUUAUCAACAGCCUCCAGCUCCACCAGUAAUGAAUUCUGCUCCUGGUUAGAGUGGUUCAGCUACUGUCAAGUACCUCCUUUUUAAAAAUGCUUUGUUAAAAAAAAAAAAAAAACUGUCUUAGAAAUGAAUGUUACUGGCCCAAUGUUAAACUGACCAUUGUUACUGACCAUUAAGACGUAGUACAUAUAGUAAAUUAAACUAAUAGUCUUGUUUAAAUUGCACAUAGCAGGGUUUAAAAAGACUGUUAAAAUAAAUUAAUUAAAUGAAAAUAAAAAAGGGGAAAAAAUUCAUGAAUAAACUAACUGUUGAGCUUUUAAAUAACGAAUGUGACUGUGAUAUUUUCAAGUUCAAGUUUCAAUAACUGGGAAUUUACAAUGAUAGUGGUAUUUGCACUCAUAGACAUAAUCCUGUAGUAAGUAGCAUUUUAAAGGUCAAAACAGUUACAUUGUUGUCUGUUUCAACAAGUCAUGGUGGUCACAUGACAGUGCUAUUACAGAGCUAUUAGCUCUUAUUGACAGAUAGAUGUAGCUAUUAUAGCUACCUAAUAAACUUUUUUUUAUUAUUAAAAUAGCACUUCAAUCUAAAAAAAGAAAAUGGCAUUAAUCUUUAAAGACAACAACAAUUUUAUGAGCUUGUGGAGUCUGGGAUCAUAUGACCUUGAACAGUCAGCCUUAUCAUGUAAUUGAACUCACUGAAGAAAAACUCUAGCUACCGUACAUAUUAUUUUCAGACUGUGCAUAUUUGUAUCUCGAAGAUUUUUAAAUGUUUUGUUUUGGUGAUAUUUUGCUCUGUAGUUGGUGUACGUGGGCCGGCAGGUUGAAUAAUUGAUGGAAUGAGA
Molecule: messenger RNA, 3836 nt
Organism: Boleophthalmus pectinirostris (great blue-spotted mudskipper)
Lineage: Eukaryota; Metazoa; Chordata; Actinopteri; Gobiiformes; Gobiidae
Gene: malt1
Product: MALT paracaspase 1
Exons: 17
Coding region: 544-3027 (827 amino acids)
Biological process (GO): proteolysis
Molecular function (GO): cysteine-type endopeptidase activity
Source: RefSeq, a predicted model, not a curated record